This is a messenger RNA of Necator americanus (New World hookworm), 558 nucleotides long. RefSeq lists its product as uncharacterized. The record is from RefSeq and is a predicted model, not a curated record. Bases 1 to 558 code for a protein of 185 amino acids. NCBI's taxonomy places the organism in Eukaryota, Metazoa, Nematoda, Chromadorea, Rhabditida, Ancylostomatidae. Gene Ontology annotation, molecular function: zinc ion binding. The transcript has 7 exons.
AUGCUGGUCGUCAUUAGUCUAACAAAAAAGAAACUGGCUACAGAUGUACGGACAGAGGGCGUUAUGGGUGGACGAUGCGUUCAACCUAACGUCCUACUUGCUAAGGUUGACCACUGGUGUUUCAAACAUCUUGAACCAAGCGGCUCUUAUGCUUAUGGUAUGUGCGCAGGCGACGAAGAGGAACGCCAACGCGAAACGAACAAUCGUGACCUCCUCGAGCCGCUUCUCAACAAGACGAGAGACAUCUGCCUCAUCCGUAAAAGGGACGUGUUCGUGGCGAAAACACGUGGGGUCUUGUGUCAACAUGAACGUUUCCAUAAAACGUUGAAACAUGAACUGCUAGAGGGUAAGGCAAAUGUCAGAGACGACAGGCUUCUCCAGCUGCUCAGCGCAUUUCCGAACUGGGAAAAGCACAAGGCGCACAUGUUGGCUGUCAACAAAUACUGUGGGCAGCAACAAUUUCACAUCGUAUUUGGUAGUGGAACCUGGGAAGUGAGAGCCAAUGACGACAUAUACUGCGUGGAAGAACAGUAUUGUCCAUGCGUCGAGCAAGUAUAA